UACAAGAAGAAUGAGUUAUCAUCGUGUCAGCUGCUUCUGUUGGUAAAUACCAGUCAUUCAUAAAAUCUGCUGCUGUCAUCGCUGCAGUGAGGAGAUGAUUUUUCGGCUUUCGUUUGGUAAACAUAAGGCCUGCCAAUUGUUAGAUUUUAUUGGUGUAUGUGGGGGGUUAUUGUGAAAAGAUUGUCUGAAACAACACUAGAUUUAUCCAACUAAUGUUCCAGCCAGAGAAGAGCAAGACGUCCCCCUGAAGAGAGAGAGAGUGAGUAGCUAUGGCUGAACAAGAAUUGUGUCCUCACCUGGACUCCAUAGGAGAGGUGACCAAGGAGGACCUCUUAGAGAAAUCCAAGGGAACUUGCCAGUCCUGUGGAGCCGGGGGCCCGAACCUGUGGGCCUGUCUGCAGAGUGACUGCCCAUAUGUUGGUUGUGGAGAAUCCUUCUCUGAUCACAGCACCCUGCAUGCACAGACUCAGAAGCACAACCUGACUGUGAACCUGACGACGUUCAGGAUCUGGUGUUAUGUGUGUGAGCGGGAGGUGUUUUUGGAGCACAGGCCGGCGCUGGUGCCGGCCUGUGCUGCUCCCCACCACUGUAAAGCCACAGAGCAGGAGGCAGCUCCUCAGCCAGUAGGUCACCCAGUAAAAGCAGUUCCAAUUGCUGUGGCAGAAGAAGAAGGUUCAGAGUCAGAGGAGGAUGAGCUUAAACCCAGAGGUUUGACAGGAAUGAAAAAUAUUGGCAACUCCUGCUACAUGAACGCAGCUCUUCAAGCUCUGUCCAACUGUCCUCCUCUCACUCAGUUCUUCCUGGACUGCAGUGGAUUGGUCCGGACCGAUAAGAAGCCUGCUCUCUGUAAGAGCUACCAGAAACUCAUCUCAGAACUUUGGCAUAAAAAACGGCCCAGCUAUGUCGUGCCUACCAGUCUGUCUCAUGGCAUCAAACUAGUAAACCCCAUGUUUCGUGGUUACGCUCAGCAGGACACUCAGGAGUUCCUGCGCUGUCUAAUGGACCAGCUACACGAAGAGCUGAAGGAGCCUCUGACAGAGUGCAGCAUGAGCGGGGAGGGUAGUGAUGGUGAGGAGAUAAGAGACGGAGAGCGCUCCCCAUCUGAGGAUGAAUUCCUAUCAUGUGACUCUGGCUCCAGCAGUGACCGAGGGGAGGGGGGAGGAGGGGGCGACGGCGAGCUGCUCCUGCAGGAUGAGUGUGACGGGGUCAGGUCGCCGGCAGGAGGGAUGGUGGGCGUCGGUACCGGAGGGGUGAUCUCGGAGAAGGAGAGGCUGAAGGAGAGGAGGGUGUCUGGCUCACCCCUCCGUGGAGGCUCGCAAGAGAUGGACGAGGACGCUGAUGUGGAUACAGCAGCGGAGGAAGGAGUUCCUGAGAGGGGAGAGGAAGAGGAGAGAGAGCCCACCACAAACAAUGAGGUCGAAAGCCAAGAGAACAACCAGUUAUCUGAUACUGGGCAAGGGCAAAGCAGCCAGAGCAGCAGCACCUCAGAGCCAGACAACGAAGUGUCAAUGAGCCAGCCCCAGUCCACUCCCUGCAGUCCUGUGCGAACCAUUCAGGAGCUGCAUCCCAAACUGUCCUCCAGUCCACCGCGCUCCAGCCCCCUCCGCUCGGCGGGACCGGCGUACGCCUUCAAAAAAGCUCAGCUGCUGCUCAGUGCCAGGAAGAAGAAGCAGUCUCACUUCCGCAGCGUGAUCUCGGACAUCUUCGACGGCUCCAUCCUCAGUCUGGUCCAGUGUUUAACCUGCGACAGGGUCUCCACUACAGUGGAAACCUUCCAGGACUUGUCCCUCCCUAUUCCCGGUAAAGAGGACCUGGCGAAGCUCCACUCCUCCAUACACCAGAACCUUCCCGUGAAGACGGGCGUGUGUCCCGACUCUUACGGCUCCCAGGGCUGGAUCACCUUCAUCAUGGACUCCAUACGCCGCACGACGGAGACGGUGAGAUCAGGUGUAUUCAGGCUAAGAGCCGCUCUUCGAACUUGCCAUCAAAGACCCUUUCAGGAGCCGAUCUCGCUGCAGGCCGCUUUGCUGUCGAGGGAAUUGAAUCAUUACAGGUUCGUAGUCUCAUGCAUCCCCACUUGGUUCUGGGGGCCCAUGGUGACCCUGGAGGACUGCCUCGCUGCCUUCUUUGCUGCAGAUGAACUCAAAGGAGACAACAUGUACAGCUGUGAGAGAUGUAAAAAGUUGAGAAACGGCGUCAAAUAUUGCAAAGUGCUUCGGCUUCCAGAGAUCCUGUGCAUUCACCUGAAACGCUUCCGGCACGAGGUCAUGUAUUCCUUCAAGAUCGGCAGCCACGUGUCCUUCCCGCUGGAGGGCCUCGACAUGCGGCCUUUCCUGGCUAAAGAGAGUCCGUCGCAAGUCACCACUUACGAUCUGCUUUCAGUCAUAUGUCACCACGGCACUGCAGGAAGUGGUCACUACAUAGCUUACUGUCAGAAUGUGAUUAACGGCCAGUGGUACGAGUUUGAUGACCAGUAUGUGACGGAGGUGCAUGAGACGGUGGUGCAGAACGCAGAGGCCUACGUGUUGUUCUAUAGGAAAAGUAGCGAGGAGUCGGUGAGAGAGAGGCAGAAGGUGGUGGCUCUGGCCAACAUGAAGGAGCCCAGCCUGCUGCAGUUCUACAUCUCCAGAGAAUGGCUGAACAAGUUCAACACAUUCACAGAACCUGGGCCCAUCAGCAACCACACGUUCCUCUGUCAGCACGGAGGGAUCCCUCCUAAUAAAUACAACUACAUAGAUGACUUGGUUGUGAUCGUGCCUCAGAACGUGUGGGAGUACCUUUACAACAGUUUUGGCGGCGGCCCGGCUGUGAACCACCUGUAUAUGUGCGCCAUCUGCCAGGUGGAGAUCGAAGCUCUGGCUAAACGCAGAAAAAUGGAAAUAGACACCUUCAUCAAGCUGAACAAAGAGUUUCAGGCUGAAGAGGCUCCGACGGUGAUCCUGUGCAUCAGCAUGCAGUGGUUCAGAGAGUGGGAGAGCUUCGUGAAGGGCAAAGACAACGAGGCACCCGGUCCCAUCGACAACAGUAAAAUUGGAGUUAUGAAAGGAGGGCACAUACAGCUGAAGCAAGGUGCAGACUACGGUCAGAUCUCAGAGGAGACGUGGCAGUACUUGUUGGGGAUUUACGGCGGAGGCCCUGAGAUCGCAGUGAGGCAGACCGUGGCCCCGGUUGACCCUGACAGCCUUCACGGGGAGAGGAAGAUCGAGGCAGAAACCAGAGCACUUUGAGAUAAAUACAGGUCUUCUGAUUCCCCUUUCCACGCCUGCCUUCGCAGGACGCUGAGGAAUUUGCACCUUGGUGAAGAAACCUCGUCGCGAGCACUUUGUAAAUGUAGCAACGUAUUAUUCUGAAGAGGGUGAAACGGUACUUAAAUAUCACAUAGUUUAUUUAUUGGACAACUGAUCCUCAAUGUUAGAAAGGUGUAAAAAACAAAAAAAGGUGUCACAUCUCUGCAGCUGUUUCUGGUAGCGUUGGUGUUUGUGGCUGCUGUAGUGACGAGGCGUCAGAUCCUGCAGGACCACAGCGCCAUGUUCGGGUUCAGGACUUUUCUCCUUCAUUGGAAGCGACGAACCAAGAGACGCUAACGAGCUUUCUGUUGUUUGCCUGUUUACUAGUUACAUAGCAACAAGUUCAGACACCAGGUGAGAGAUGUCACAUUAACUCUUGCACCUCCAACCUUAAAUACACAGUGUAACUGAGCCCUCAGGAAUGGAAAUAUUUUGUUUGGUUGAACCAGGGAAAUGAUCAGAUUAACGAACUUCAAAGGAACACCAUAGUAGGUUUGUGUCCAACCGCUAAACAAGCUUCAAAAGAACAUUUUCAGGGUGUAUUUUUCUUCAAAAGGCUUCAAAAUGCAUGUAACUGCUUUUCCUUUAUUUGGACUCAACAUCUUUUCUGUGCUCAAAAAUGAUGGAAAUAUUAAGUCGCUCCUGUGCAGCACUAAAGAUGAUUUAAAACUGAUUAGAGAAAGAGCACAUUUCUGAAAAGACAAAGUAAUUUAAGUCAAAUAUGGCAGGAGUGCAGGGAGAAGAGGACACAUUUGGCCAAAGGGGGAAUAAGAAAAUCUUAUUUUUCAGAAACAAAAACCUAAUUUCAGUUCUUUAGAAGAGAUGAGUCCAAAAUGACCAAUAAUGCAGUACCUGUUUAAACAGAGAGGGGGCACCAUGGAGUCAUUUAGAAAGAAAGAACCACUAACAGUUAGCACAACAUGUACAAAUCCAGAAGUUAUUUAAGAUUACUAUUUGAUCAAGUAUAUUUUCUUAUGUCCGCAUUAUAUAUUAACUGUGCGUGUUUCGUUUAUCAGAAAAACGAAGCUGCACCCACACGAUAAGCUAUUUGCCUGUAAAGAUAUUUGUGCUUUUGCAAAUUGCAUUUUAAUAUUGUAUGUAAAAACACGCUUCUUCACUAAUUAAGACACCGAAGCUUGUUUACAGCUCCACACACACACAGGAAGCGAUGGAUCCAAACAGUUUGUGUUGAGAUGUGUUGAGAUCUUUUUUUUUAUACUCGUGGAUCACUGAUUUAAUUUAACAACAACGUUUGAGACAAACAGCUCCAGAUACAAACCUCUGGCUUCUAUCCGGAGCAGCAAACACGCAGAGUCGCUCAGAACAUUUGUUUUAAUUUGAUCAUUAAUCUGAAAUAUCAAAAGUUACACAACAUUUUGUUUUGCAGAAGUGCCAGGAUAAAAUCUAUUGCAAGAAGCAGCGAGUCAGUCCAAGCGUAGAUAAAUAAACCACGUCCUCCUCGAUCUCAUUGUGAAUAAAUCACAUGCUUGCCUUUUUGUUACUGCACAGAUCUGCAAACUGCCAACACGUGAAGCAGUGAGCCUAGAGUUGUAACGAUGGGAAACAAUGUCGAGAGUAACUGUGCUUUUCUGUUAUAUUUAUAAUAAAUACCACUUUUAAAAGCCCAAACUAGGAAAAAAUGUUUUAUUUAUUUUUCUGUUAUUUUAUUUAUUUUUUAUUAAAUAGCACAAUUAAUUUAAAAUAUUUAUAAAAAUACAGAUAGUAUUAAAUGAGAUAUUCAGAUUUUUUUAUAGUCAAUUUACAUUUACUGUUUUGUUACAAAAAACUACCAGUGCACCAGUAAUAAAUAGUUUUUCAUCAAUAUUCACGAAGGCAGCAUCCGAACAAUGAGAUCUGAAUUAUAGAGAAGCAAAUUAUAUAAGUGAUAUUUAAAGAAUAUGACAAAGUGAUACUUGAUGAUCUGCAAUACAGUGCCUUGAAACACCCACAAUGCACUUGCACAGGGGUUUUAAAAUAAUUUGCAAGUGCAGACGGUUAAAGCUUCAACGAUUAAAAAAUAAUCGGCAACUAUUUUGAUGAUCGAUAAAUUGGUAGUAAUAAAGUUAUUUUUCAUGCAAAAAUGGCAGAAAAUGCAGUUUUCCCUCCCAAUUAUGGACAUUUCCUGCUUUUCUCUGUUAUUAUCUUUGUUUUAUUAUCUUUAUUUUAACAUUUAAAGACAUUUAACUUGGACUUGGAACCUGAGAUGGAUAUUUUAUAGACCAAACGAUUAAUUGAUUCAUCUAGAAAAUAAUAAAUUGUUGCUUUUCUACUAAGAUUCAAUGUUCGUUUCCUGCUGGCAACAUUUUUAGAUUCCAGGACAAGCGAGAAACUUAAUCUGAUCAAAGAGCAGCUUUAACAUUCCCCGAGCAAUACAUCCAACAAGGCAAGCAUUAAAAUUAAAACCUUUUUCACCGUAAAUAUUUUGACUUGUCAUAGCAGGAGAAGCAGGAGUAACAAGUACCCGCAGCCAUCCCUGUACAUUCAAUUAAAGUGCGACAGCUGCGAUUAAUUGCAGCGUGUUUGACUCUUUAAAACAUCUAUUUAAAAAACUAAAAUUCACAGUUAAACUUGAAAUAACAAGUUUUUUUUACUUAAAGACGUCGCAAACAAGUCGGGAACACAACACGGACAUGACUUGUUAGCAAACCGUUGCUUAUUUACACAUUCAGACGUUUUGGAGCAACAUUAUAAUUUAUUUGGAGUCGUGUUUCUGCCCGCCUGAGGAAAAGAAGUCCCUCUUUUAGCUCCGUUUUUGGUCUCUACCAACUCCUCAGGGACAUAUCUGGCUCUCUUUACUAAAUGCUCCACUAGUUUCACCAGCUAAUCGCUAACCGUGUCCGUCUACUCCGUGUGGUGCUGAGCAGGUAGUGUACAGAGCUGAGAAUUACGCUAUGAGAGCCGGGAGAGUGAACCAAAACAGUAAAAGCAAAACAGUACGGACAGCGAAAACUAUUACGCUUCCGUAAAGCCGAGAGGAGCUGCAGAUUCGGAGGUUAUUUCUCUGUAGGUUUAUCACCACAACCCUUUUCAUAGUAAUACAUUGUUAUCAAAAAAAAUAAAUGGAGAUCACCAAACCCAGAAGUGCGGUUGAGGCUGAAUAUACUGUGAUCAAAACCAUUUAAUACUUAACGGAGAAGAAGCCAUCUUUCAUUUGAUUGAAAUGUUCCCGCUAUGACAUGUCAAACGUCAUCUCGGUCCAUUAACUCCAUUCCACCGUGGCCUAAAGAAAUCCAUGUCUCCAUGUUUUGUUUGUUCGUGUGUCCAAAGAGCAAACUUUUCCAAGUAAUUUGUCUUAAAACUGUUUUGUAGUAUUUUUCUUCUUACACAUGUCCAGUCUGUGUCGAGCAGAGAUGAUACGGAUACUAUGGGGAUGCGUGUGUGCUAUGUUUAGAUUAUUUCGGGGGAGUAAGUGCAAUGAAAAAAAAAAAAAAAAAUCUUUGUGCAAUCUUAUCAUCAAAGAUCCACGAGAGUUCAAACACUUUGAACAGCUGUCAGUGAAGACUGAGGCGG
Cottoperca gobio is the source of this 6797-nucleotide messenger RNA. RefSeq names its product ubiquitin specific peptidase 20 (gene usp20). Bases 270 to 3227 code for a protein of 985 amino acids. Gene Ontology annotation, molecular function: cysteine-type deubiquitinase activity; zinc ion binding. Gene Ontology annotation, biological process: protein deubiquitination. Lineage: Eukaryota; Metazoa; Chordata; Actinopteri; Perciformes; Bovichtidae. The transcript has 26 exons. The record is from RefSeq and is a predicted model, not a curated record.